AUAAAAGGUGACAUUUAAAUCAGCUGUUAUUUUAAACGUCAAAAUUUAAAAGCGUACAAAAUGGAUUUUAUGAACAAGUUAAGAAGUUUUCUCGGGUUGCCCACUCAUAAUGAUUCUACACAAUUCGAUAGUAGAAGGUUCUUUGAAGAAAAUGUCCCACCCUCUGUACCAGACAUACCCCCAAGAAGUUUCGAUGUUUUCACCGAUCCCUUACAAAUGGCUCAAUUUUUUGAGCAACAGAUGGGUGAAAUGUUAAAAUCCUUUGGAUUUCAUGAUGGCAGAAAUACAGACGAUAAUAUAUUUAGCUUUUUUAAUUUACCACCUGGCAUUGACAGUGGCAGAAUUGAAGGACCUGAAUCUCCUGAAGAUCUUAGAGAUCAAUUUUUAAAGAAAGGGUAUGAAAUUCCAAAAUCAGCCAAAGAAAAUCUUGACAAAGAUGUUGAUGGAAAAAUUAACUUGGGUGAAUUGGACACUGUUUUGAGAAAGCCAGAAAAAGAAGUUGUACCAUACAAAGAAAACAAACCAACCAGCUUCUUUUUUGGUUCAAGUUCUAGUACUAGAAGUGUUAUGAAUGGAGAUGGGUCAGUUGAGAUACAUAAGACAGUUCGUGACAACCAAGGAAAUGAAGAAACUACAAUUACUAAGAAACUUGGUGAUAAAGAAUAUACAUUAAUUAAAAAGAAAGAUUCUAGUGGCAAGGAAGAGAUAAUAGAAAAUUUUGUAAAUAUGAAAGAAUCUGAGAAAGAUUCAUUAUUUAAUAAACCACUGGUUGAUAAUAAACCUCCUCAAUUAGGUAGUGGACCUUACAAUGGAUUUCCAUUUGACAAUUUCUUUAAAUAGAUAAAUAUAUGUAGAUUUAAAAGUUAAUAAUAUAUUUUGAUUUAUUUAUUUAUUAUGCUUGGGUUUGAGAUUAAAAAAUUAUAGAUA
Messenger RNA from Brassicogethes aeneus, 927 nucleotides. Lineage: Eukaryota; Metazoa; Arthropoda; Insecta; Coleoptera; Nitidulidae. The record is from the annotation of a GenBank genome assembly.